AUGAGGCUGUUCCUUAGUGUUCUGCUGGUCACUCUGGCUCUUUGCUGCUCCAAGGCCAAUGGGAUCACCUGUCCAGCCUUGGUAACUGAAGUGGAAGGAUUCCUCUUUCUAGACAUGUCUGACUACAAGUCUACACUUCAGAUGCUAUGUGACCCACCUCAAGAAGUCAUUGAGGCCAAGAUGACAGUGAAGGCCUGCACAGAUCAGAUAUCCCUUAAGAACAGGAUGCUAAUUUCAAGCACAUUGAUGAAAGCCAUGGAGAACUGUAAAUAA
Messenger RNA from Neogale vison (American mink), 273 nucleotides. RefSeq names its product secretoglobin family 1D member 2-like. NCBI's taxonomy places the organism in Eukaryota, Metazoa, Chordata, Mammalia, Carnivora, Mustelidae. The record is from RefSeq and is a predicted model, not a curated record. Gene Ontology annotation, biological process: signal transduction. The coding region runs from base 1 to 273 and encodes 90 amino acids. The transcript is spliced from 3 exons.